AGCCACGCGGCGGCGGCUGCUACCGGGUUUAGGGAUUCAGAUAUUUUCUUACUUCUUUCCCCUUCCGAUUCGUCCUGUCCCGAGCCGGCCGCCUCCUACCGCGACGCCACGGGCCUCCGAGUUCUCUUCUAGCGCGUCUUUCUUCCCCGCCCGUCUCAGAUCGAUUCGUUCUCUCUUAUUUCAGUAAGAUCGAUUCGUUCUAAUUAGGGGGUGUUUGGUUUAUGGACUUUUUAGUCCCAAAGAUUAGAAAAAGUUCCUAAAAAGUCCCUAGAAACCAAACGGAAGGGAUUUUUUUUACGAGACUAAAAAAAGCUUUACUGAAGAGUCUUUUUUAUUAGUCCCUGGACUGAAAAGAACCAAACACCCCCUUAUUGUUUUCAAAAAGAUCGAUUCGUAUCUGGUAGCCACCUCCCCGGCUCUCCCCGUGAUCGCCGUCUGUCGAGGGAACGCGUCGGAUCGCCACCGAUAACACCGCCGGUUAGGGUUUGGAGAGAUGCAGCAGUGCCACGGAAAGGACAAGGCGGCUACCAGCGCGAUGCCGAACUACGCAAAGGCCACGGCAACUUCGAGCGCGAUGCCGAACCACGCAAAGGGCACGGCAACUGCGAGCGCGAUGCCGAACCACCUAAAGGGCACGGCAACUGCGAGCGCGAUGCGGCCGAAGCAGGUCUUUGCAGACGAGAACAUCGUGCAGGAGCCCUUAGCACAUCCUCAUCGAAUCCGACAAAGGGGGUUGAACAGGGUGCCGAGCUCUGUCUUGUCACGGAAGCACCUUGGAAAGGAGAGAUCGCACAAGCUAAAGGAGAAGGUGGAUACAGGCUUGAUUCCGCACAAGCAUAAUGCAAAGGUUAAGAUGUGCCCCCCUGAUCAGCUCCGCCAUCAUAUACAGGGUAUCCAGCAGCCUGUCAAGACUGAAUCACGUCUUGCCAGAGAGAUGUCUCAGAAGCUAAGGGAGAAGGUGGAUACAGGCUCGAAUCCACAGAAGCAUAAUGCAAAGGAGAAGACUUGCGCUUCUGAUCAGGAUAUGUGGCCUUUCAAGACUGAAGCAUGUCUUGCCGGAGAGAUGUCUCAGAGGCGAAUGGAGAAAGUGGAUACAGGCUCGAAUCAACAGAAGCAUAGUGCAGAGAAGAAGAUGUGCCCCCCUGAUCAGCUCCACCCACAUACACAUGGUAUCCAGCGAAAAGAACGUCUUUCUGUAGAGAAGAAGCACACAAAAAGCAAUACAUCUUUUCCAGCGAAAAGAACAUCUCCACAACUCAGAACAAGGACAAAUUCCCGCUGUUCUGAUGCGGGUACCAGUCGUCCCAUCGAUGCUCAUGAUCAUGGCAACACUGCUGCUAUCCAGGAACAGAAACAACAAUAUGCCGCAACACAGGUAGAUGAAGAUGUGGGCGACAUAAUCCAGAAGCUGAACGAACUGGGCUUGGGAGAGGACAUCGACUUUGAGGAAUACUAUGGAUACUUGCAGCAGCUGCCUCCCGACCGCCAUGUCGAUACCAAAACUGAAUUGAACCUUGAGGAUCACUUUAACAUGGACCUCCGCCAUGCGGUGUAUCGCAUCAGAUCCUACAAGUUGUUAAAAAAGGAGUCCAAGAAUGAGUUGUGCUGUGAUGAAUUGAAAGAGUGCCCUAUGGAGCUUCUUGACAGAGAAGAAUUUCCUACAGAUUUCCUUGUGAAGAUGCGAUAUUUUAGCUUCUUCGACAAUGAAGGCAUAUUAGACUGGUUCUUCGAUCCUGAUCUCUACAAGCUUGCUUGCGUGAAUGACUACCAGCGUCUAGUCCCUCGGAAGCAUAGUGCUUAUGAGUACGCUGGUUGGGUUGUGUACCGCGGUUACCUCCAUAGCUACGAGAUGCAAUAUGAAUACAUCGAGUACUUCGAAACAUUAUUAAGGGAACUUAAGUGGUUGAAAGAUUGUCUACCGAGCAAGUUUUCAUCUCUUUCUGUAAGCAAGAUACGCACCAGAGGAAUUUAUCAAGCAACUAAGAUCGCCACUCGCUUUUCCAAGAUCACAACUCAUUUAGCUCGUAUUGGCUUCCGUGAUUGUUUUAACUACAUGUGCAUUGAGGCUACUUGGUGUAAUGGGUCCGAUGGUCUCUAUUUCGAGAUUUGGAAGCGGGUCACUCAACAAAAGGAGAGUUUCAGAGAUAGCUUGAAGGAAGUCUAUAAGCUGAACAAGUGUCCAUCACUACAAGAUAGCAUAAAAUAUGCCAUGGAGCAUGACUGUUCCGUGAUGGAAACGGCAUUUCUUCGUUGCACGGUAGGGGCAGGCAUUACAAAUGAAGUACCAGAGGAUAAAGCUCAGGAGUUGAUUGCAGAGGCAGUUGAAAAGCUGAGGAUAAAACCCAAAUUCUAUGAUGGGUAUAUCAGAAAGAAGAUCGACAUUGCCAAAGCUAUAGGAAUGAUUACUGAGGAUAGUUCCACAGAUACUUUGAAGGACGACUAUAAGCUGAACAAGUGUCCGUCAUUCCAACAUAGCAUAAAAUAUGCCUUAGAGGAGGACUGUUCUGUGAGGGAAUGGACGGUAUCAGAGGAUAAAGGUCAGGAGUUGAUUGCAGAGGCAGUUAAAAAGCUGAGGAUAAAACCCGAAUUCUGUGAUGAUAUCAGAGAGAAGAUAGAAAUUGCCAAACCUGUCGGAAUGAUCACUGUGGAAUGAAAAGACCUAAUGGGUAUUGCUUUUCAUAGUUGGAGCUGCCAUUUGCUCAAGAUGUCCUUUUCUUGGGUUCCCUGUACUUUGCUGCUGCAAUGAACAAUAAACUAGACCAGACUUAAAGCACCUAGUACAUACACUAGUAUAAUACUAGCAGGCUACUACUGUAGAUGGAUGGUUUGUCCGGAGUGUUCCUACAACCUAUCGCAUCAUGUGAUGUUUAUGUGCCACUUGUCUGCUUUUCUAUUAUAUGGCCACUUGGCUGAGCCGCUCCCGUGUUUUCAACGGGUGAAUUGCUAUCAGGCCUUGCUGCAUGCGUUA
Messenger RNA from Aegilops tauschii subsp. strangulata, 2968 nucleotides. RefSeq lists its product as uncharacterized. Lineage: Eukaryota; Viridiplantae; Streptophyta; Magnoliopsida; Poales; Poaceae. The record is from RefSeq and is a predicted model, not a curated record.